UAUCGACGAAGCGGCAACACAGCCUUUGUCUUGGUCCAACAGUGGGUUCUUGCAAUGACAAAGUUCUGGGUUUCUUCGUAGUUUUUUCGGGAAAACUUUCCUAAAACCGUACUCUAUUCGCGUAAUUAUAAUUUCAAACCGUUUCUCAAUCCCUCAGUUCAAGAUCCAUCUCGAAAUUUUAUCGGUAUCGCCGGAAAUCUAUCCAAAAAUAUUACGGUGCAAGGUUUAUGAAACUGAGCACAAUCAGGGAAUAGAAUGAUUGACAAAAUGUAAUAGCUAUCCGUUUUAAAAAGUUUACAUCAAAUUAAGCAACUGGGGGUGUCAAUAAAUAAGGAGAUUACUCGCCAUUUACAGUACAAAUUUCAAAAUUAAGUAGGAACAAAUCAAGAGUCCGAAGCAACAUGGUGUCCACUAGGUUAAUGUCAAUUUACAACAGCAAUAGCAAUGGGGAGUCUUCUUCGAGUACGGCUGCUGGCCCCAGCGAGGUCCAGCAGUUCUACGUGGAGAACAACUAUGGCCCCGCAAAGUUUACUAGGAACAGUGUUACGGCCAUGGCGAAUUAUGGGGGGCCUAGCACUUCUUCGUCGUCGCAGGGCAUAGUGCAAUGCUACAGGGUCAAUUCGCAAACGCCCUCAACAUUAAGAUUUUUGGACCUGCCCCAAGAAGUAAUAGAGAAGAUUUUUAGUUAUCUGUCGUUUAACGAAAUAUGCAAAUUGAGACUAGUGAACCGUCGUAUAGACCAGAUCUGCGGCUUCAUACUGAACUCCACCUUCCUGAAGCUUCAAAACCAGAUGCUGCAGCGGUUCCAAGAGAUCAAGAGCAAGAUGCCGCGCAGGGAGUCUGCGCGCAGGAGUCACUACCUGGCCUGCGAGAGCGACAUCAUCGAGACGUUGCACAUGCGCUUGACGCUCUUGCAGAUGUCGUUCGGCAAGCACAUCGAGCGCAAGCACGUGUGCUUCUUCCCCGGGGAGAUCCUGGACGAGGUCUACUCGAUUUUGCAUUACAUCAAGACCACAUCUAAGCUAGAUUUACCUUACAAAGUAACGGACGAACUUUUCGACUUGUCCACGAUGGCUAUGGAAUACUUCAAAGAAAAAAUAGAACCAAACUUGCCGGAAAUCGCCUACUUCAGUGCCGAUUUUCUUAAUUUUCCCAGCACCUUUUCCAGUAGUAGCUCUAGUAAAUACGGUUUGGAAUCGCCAAAUUUAUCAGAUUCGUCAAAAGUAGAUCACAACGACCCCGACGUAUUGGACGGAGAGGAAUUCGUAGAAAUACCCCAAUCGAACAUGGUUCUGCGCAAACGCAUCCGCAAAAUCAAACAAGGAAUGAAGCGCUACAACAGUCAAUUGACAGUGCUGAGACAGGAGCUGAAAUCGUGCAAAAAGAAAACCGCGGAUCAGCAGAAACAAAUCAGCGACCAGCAAAAGCAGCUGGCCGAUCAGCAGAAACAGACUUUAGAAUAUGCAACCAGAUUGGACGAGUACGACAAGAAAAACGAAGAGAUCUCUAGAAAAUUCAGCACCCUGCUUCAGGAACUGAACAAAUGCAAAACGGAACUGCAAUAUUGGCGGUGCAAAUCACCCGCUACACCCGCCGUAUGUAACGCCUGUGGCAGUCCCGUAAUUCCCCAUCCCGAAGAGUUACAGGCUUUGGUCAAUCAAGGCGUGAAUCCCGAGGGUUUAGGUUUAGAACCAAUAUCUGAACUAAAUGUACAGAAUUCAGAGCAGGGUUCUAGUAAAUCCGUCGACGUUGAACCGGAAGCGUUGGCCAAACCGGAAAUAGAUGCUCCAAUUAAAGAUAAAAAGAUCGAUACCCCACCUAGUUCCCCGGCCACGGCCGCUUCAAUUCGAGGCGUCAAACGGAAAUCUUCCGAAGAAAAGGAAGAAGAAAAGCCGUCGACCAAGAAGAAGACGAGACAUCAACCGGCGAAGAUGCGCAAACGGUGCGGCAAGGUGUAAAACGGUCUUGGAUCGGUUUUUGAGAAGAAAUAAAGAUGCCGUGGAUAGACGAAAUAACGAGUCUGUCGACAAAAUCAACCAAAUUAACUUACAAAUUAACACGGGGUCCGGCAUAAUUUACACCGGACCCCCACUACCCCCUCCAACACACGUUAAAACAAAUAAAAACCACACGAUAUAGCGCUUCAA
This is a messenger RNA of Sitophilus oryzae (rice weevil), 2147 nucleotides long. It is a transcript of the gene dmpd, whose product is annotated as F-box only protein 28. Gene Ontology annotation, cellular component: nucleus. Gene Ontology annotation, molecular function: protein binding; transcription coactivator activity. Lineage: Eukaryota; Metazoa; Arthropoda; Insecta; Coleoptera; Curculionidae. The record is from RefSeq and is a predicted model, not a curated record. The transcript is spliced from 11 exons. Bases 402 to 1958 code for a protein of 518 amino acids. Gene Ontology annotation, biological process: positive regulation of DNA-templated transcription.